AUGUCGGAAACGGAUAGGCUUACAACGAAGACAGGCGGGUGGGGGGAAGCAUCCAACCUGCCCGUUCGCAUGGGCAGCGACGACUGGAGUAACCGGGUAACCAGCGGCUUCAAAGACAUCACUCUCAGCGACGGCACCGGUGGCAGCGGCAGGAGUGGCGGCGGGCGAACUGGCGUUAGAAGCGGCGCGGGAAGCGCCGUCAGUAGCCGACACAGCAGCAGCACGUUCAGCGGCAGAAGCGGCAGUAUAGCGUGGACAGACGAUUUUAGCGACUACGGACUAUACGACCCUGCUAGUUACUACCCCGACACCCCUUCCUCCCUCGCGUCGGCCCCGUCGUUGCGCUUCGAACCACCGCUCGCCGGCGACGCGGGGAAUCGAGAUGACGUUGCUGGCGGCGCCAUCGCCAGGGGCGGUAUCGGCGGUUCCUUUGGUUCUCAACGCGCCGGGUCUUUUCGCCGUGCCGGCCUCCCGCCGUCCGGCAGCUUCGAUCGCCACGUCAGCAGCCGCUGCGGCAGCCUCGAUCGCCACGUCAGCAGCCGCUGCGGCAGCGUCGGCGGGGGGGAUGAGGAGAUGCGCGAUUCGGCGGCCGCUGUCGCGUGUGACAUUAGCGAGAGGGACUGUCGUCGCGGUGCCGAGACUGCGACCAGAUACGACUCGGGCGACGACGACGACGACGAGUACGACAGAAACGAGAGCAGCGACACGGUCGCACGGGAGUUUGCUACGGCUCUGAGUGUUCCUGCGGGUUUGGAGUGCGGUGCAGGGGAGUUCAGUCCGGUGACGAGGUCUCCCAAACCCCCGAGGUCCCCGUUUUCGAGUGACGCGGCUGCUGGGAUGUCUGUGUGUUUGCCUGAAAGGGCUGCAAUGGCUGAAAGGGCCGCUGUGGCUCAUGGGAGUGCUGUGGGCAUUGGAAGUUCUUGUCUUCCUCCUCCUGCUCCACCUGCUCCUCCUGCUCCUCCUUCUCUUCCCACUCCUUCUGCUCCUCCUCCUCCCCUUCCCCCUUCUGCUCUUCCUGCUGCUCCUGCAGUCGUGUUUGGCAGUGCAGGUGCUACCGCGGCUGGCCCAUGCACUCCCCUUCACUCUGCUGCUCCUCCUCUUGCUCCCCUUGCUCCUCGUCCUGCUCCCCCUGGUCCUCCUGCCCUUCCUCCUGCUCCCUCUGUUCCUGCUCUUCCUGCUGCUCCUGCCGCUGCAUUCAAUCUGCAGGAGCAACAGCUCAAGAGGAAAUCGGAUUCUGCAGAGGGAGGCACCUGUGCUCCCUCACAACAAGGUUCCAAUGACAGUGGCAGCUUCGGCGGUGGCAUGGGCGGGAGCAUGGGCGGCGGCAUGGGCGGCGGCAUGGGUGGCGGCGUGGGCGGUGGGUUUCACAGGCGAUAUGCGAGCGCAGGUGUGGGGGUCACCAGCAGCGGCGGUGGUGGCAGCAGCGGCAGCGGCAGCGGCAGCAGCGGCGGCAGUGGUAUGCAGAUGGCUCCUCCGGCAGUGCAAGCUGCUCAUGCCCCCCACUCUGCAGGUGCUGCCGGCUCUUCACCUGCCUUCCCCUCCGCCCUUCACCACGCCUCAGCCUCUGCUACUGCUGCUGGUAGUCCUGUUGCCCCUACCCCUGUCCAUCGUGCAUCCCCACCUGCACCUGCACCCCCAUCCGUGCACCACCGAUGCGCAUCCCUAGACGCUCACUCACAGCAGUUCUUCAAGACUCUUAGCACGUAUAUCAGCCGAGGGCUUACGGGGGAGAUGGGGGAGGGCGCAGGGGGAGAGGGUGUGGGGGAGAGAGAGGGGGGGGGUAGUGGGUGGCAAGGUGGGGCAGCGACAGGGGUGGCAGGGGCGGCGGAGGUGGAUUCGGGAAAUGUGAGCUUCAAGGAUUUUAUUCUGCGCAUGCCGUAUGAUAACGUGAAGAGGUUUUAUUCUGUGAGCGCCGCCCGGAUCGGGAGCGGGCGGUACGGCGUGAUUCGGCCGUGCACGCACCGAGCGACGGGAGUGAAGAUGGCGAUAAAAACGAUCAAGAAGGAGCAUAUGAAGUGCAAGGAGGACGUGGAGGACGUGCGCACAGAGGUGAUCAUUCUGGGUCUGCUCCGGGACCACCCAUGCAUUAUCAACCUGCAUGAUGCAUUCGAGGAUGACAAGUACGUGCACCUAAUCAUGGAACUGUGUGAAGGGGGAGACCUAUUCGACCGCAUCAAGCAGCGCGGGCAGUUCCCAGAGAGGGACGCCGCCUUGCUGUGCCGCGGGCUGGCAGAGGCGCUGCUGCAGUGCGGGCGGCGGGGCGUGCUGCACCGCGAUGUGAAGCCGGAGAACAUUCUGCUACGGUCCAAGGAAUGCCACACGCGGAUCAAGUUGAUUGACUUUGGGGUCGCUGCCCUGCACACACCAGGUACCUUGAGAACAGACCGGGCGGGGACAGUGGAGUAUACCGCACCAGAGGUUUUGGACGGAGCCUACGGGCCCGAAGCAGACAUCUGGAGCGCCGGAGUGGUGCUGUACAUUCUGCUCUGUGGUUUCCCGCCUUUUUGGGUGGCGACUGACGCUGACCUGGAGCGCAAGAUCCGGACGGCGCACGUGGAUUUCCGGCACCCGAGAUGGGCGGCGAUCUCAGACGGCGCCAAGGAUUUGAUUCUGAGGAUGCUGGAGAAGGAUCCGAGGAAGAGGAUAACUGCGCUGGAGAUUUUUGGGCAGCAGAAGCAGCUGAAAGUCACCACUGACACCGACCAGGUGUUGUUUGCUGCAUACACCAGAGCGGGCGGCAGCACUGCGCGUGCUUGCAGGUCGCCCACUGAUCCCGACGUGUGCCUAAUAAAGCGUCUCAUCGCACUACAGGACGACUGGGUAACAGUGCCGGGCGGCAGCGAUGACGCCAGCACCAGCGGCAGUGGCGCCAGCAGGGGUGAUGACGUCAUCAGGCGGAUUCCUAAGGGCCACUGCUGGGUGGAAGGGGACAAUGCUGAUGUCAGCGAGGAUUCUAAGCACUUUGGCCCGGUGCCACUGGCGCUGUUGGAGGGUAAGGUGCGCUGCAUCGUGUGGCCUCCCCACAGAAUAGGCGGAGUGGAGAGUCGAUUGCCUGAGGGGAGAGUGCUGCCGUUGAGGCAACAACAUUAG
Closterium sp. Naga37s-1 is the source of this 3090-nucleotide messenger RNA. NCBI's taxonomy places the organism in Eukaryota, Viridiplantae, Streptophyta, Zygnematophyceae, Desmidiales, Closteriaceae. The record is from the annotation of a GenBank genome assembly.